This is a messenger RNA of Arabis nemorensis, 915 nucleotides long. The record is from the annotation of a GenBank genome assembly. NCBI's taxonomy places the organism in Eukaryota, Viridiplantae, Streptophyta, Magnoliopsida, Brassicales, Brassicaceae.
AUGCUGAGAGAAAUGCUUGGUUGCUGCAAGGUUUACAUAUCCGAAGCGCGGAAUAAGACUGCCCUUGAAGCCAUUGAGAGAGCUGCAAAGCCUUUUCCACCAGCUGCAAUCGUCAACAAGUUUGAAGACUCUGCUUAUGGCAGGGUUGGUUACACUCUUGUCUCCACUCUUCCUCGCGGCUCAUCCUCUCCCCUCAAGAAUGCGGUCUUUGCAAUGGUCAAGACUGCUCUCGACACUAUCAGUCUCGAGUCGCAUUGUGGAUCCCAUCCCCGCCUUGGUGUGGUCGAUCACAUAUGCUUUCACCCCCUGUCUCAAACCUCUAUCGAACAAGUUUCCGCCGUUGCCAAUUCCUUAGCAAUGGAUAUCGGCUCCAUUCUUCGAGAUAUGAGUCUCCCUGGUGCAGUUCCUACAUAUCUUUAUGGAGCAGCACAGGAAGAGCAAUGCACGCUGGAUUCGAUCAGAAGGAAGCUGGGGUAUUUCAAGGCGAACAGGGAUGGACAUGAAUGGGCAGGUGGGUUGGAGCUGGAGGUGGUGCCAGUGAAGCCAGACGCAGGGCCACGAGAGGUGAGCAAAGCCAAAGGGGUAGUGGCGAUUGGGGCGUGCGGAUGGGUGAGUAACUACAACGUGCCAGUCAUGUCAAGCGAUCUCAAGGCAGUGAGGAGAGUGGCAAGGAAGGCGAGCGAGAGAGGAGGUGGCUUGGCUUCAGUGCAGACAAUGGCGCUGGUGCACGGGGAAGGAGUGAUAGAGGUUGCAUGUAACUUGUUGAAUCCAAGCCAAGUGGGAGGAGAUGAAGUUCAGGGACUGAUCGAGAGGCUUGGGAGAGAGGAAGGUCUGCUUGUGGGAAAAGGGUAUUACACGGACUAUACACCAGACCAGAUCGCUCAAAGAUAUAAGGACUUGCUCAUCAAUUCAUAA